GACCUUUCCUCUGCUCGUUUCGCCGGUUCUGGCUGCAAAUCAUCACAUUUCACUAAUUUCGCCGCAUAAUUUUCGGAUUUAUACAACUUGUAUUCGAACUUUUUGUUGUAAAGACCGUUAAUUUAGAUCGCAGUCAAUAUGUUGAGAUCUUGUGUACUUUUGAGGAGGGCGGGAACGCCAGCCCAGGCCAAGCGAUUGCUGUCGCUGUCUGCUCAGGACCACCAGAAGGUGGCCGUUAUGGGUGCAGCCGGUGGCAUCGGCCAGCCCUUGUCCCUCCUGCUCAAGUUGAACCCCAUGGUCAGCAACCUGGCGCUGUACGACGUGGUCAACACCCCCGGUGUGGCAGCUGACCUGAGCCACGUGGAGACGCCGGCCAAGGUUGCAGGUUACCAGGGAGCGGAGCAGCUGCAGCAAUGCCUGGAGGGGUGCCAGCUGGUUCUCAUCCCCGCCGGUGUACCAAGGAAACCUGGAAUGACAAGAGACGAUCUGUUCAACACCAAUGCCUCCAUCGUCCAGACUCUGAGUGAAGCAGCUGCCAAGUACUGCCCCACGGCCAUCAUGGGAAUCAUCACUAACCCAGUCAAUUCCACCGUUCCCAUCUGCUCUGAAGUCUUCAAGAAGGCUGGAGUCUACGACCCUAACCGCAUCUUUGGGGUGACCACCCUGGACAUUGUCCGAUCCAACACGUUUGUCUCGGAGCUCAAGGGCCUGGAUGUCAGCACCACCUCGGUGCCGGUCAUCGGCGGACACUCGGGGAUCACCAUCAUCCCGCUGCUCUCACAGACCCAGCCCUCAGUAUCGUUCACAGAUGAUGAGCUGGAGAAGCUGUCUGAUCGUAUCCAGAAUGCAGGCACUGAGGUGGUCAAUGCCAAGGCUGGAGCUGGUUCUGCCACAUUGUCCAUGGCAAUGGCUGGUGCAAGGUUUGGAAGUUCGGUUCUGAAGGCUCUUAACGGUGAGCAGGGAGUCGUCGAGUGCGCCUUUGUCAAGUCAGAUAUCACAGAGGCUGGAUACUUUGCCAACCCAGUUUUGCUUGGGCAAAAUGGUCUUGAGAAGAAUCUGGGUUUCGGCAAGCUCUCCAACUUCGAGACAAAACUACUUGCCGAUGCCAUGGGUGAACUGAAGGGUAACAUUGCCAAGGGGGAAGACUUUGUGAGGAACAACUAAACACACAAGCCCCCC
Molecule: messenger RNA, 1179 nt
Organism: Patiria miniata (bat star)
Lineage: Eukaryota; Metazoa; Echinodermata; Asteroidea; Valvatida; Asterinidae
Product: malate dehydrogenase, mitochondrial-like
Exons: 8
Coding region: 139-1164 (341 amino acids)
Biological process (GO): malate metabolic process; tricarboxylic acid cycle
Cellular component (GO): cytoplasm; mitochondrion
Molecular function (GO): L-malate dehydrogenase (NAD+) activity
Source: RefSeq, a predicted model, not a curated record